AUGUCUGCCCAUCAGAGCGGCGAGCUGAAUCUGCGGCAGGCUUUUCAUGAGCUGAAUAAAGCUGAAAGAACAGGCGAUUAUGAGCGAGUGCUGAAGACGUGUAAUCGAAUUCUGAAAGUUGCUCAAAAUGACUCGCUGGUGUUACGUUACAAAGUGUUGUCGCUAAUUCAUCUGUCGAAGUUUGAAGAAGCCUUGCAGUUCAUUAAGAAGAUUACAUCACUUGUAUCAAAGCCAAAGUCUCGAGAUGCGGGUGAAUUCAUUUUCGAAAAAGCAUACUGUGAAUACCGAAUGAAUCGCCCUGCAGAAGCUCUGAAAACCCUGCGAGAUGCCGGUGGCGAGUUGGAUUUCCGAUGCAAAGAGCUCAUGGCACAGCUGCAUUAUCGAUUAGAAGAAUACGACGAAUGCUAUCGACUUUAUAAAGAUCUCGUGAAGAACAGUGCAGACGAGUUUGAUAAUGAAAGAGAAGCGAAUUUGCUUGCUGUUUGCGCCCAGCUCAGAUACAGUAAUGAACAUCAGCCGGAGGUGCAGAGCGUCGCUGCAGACAGUUUUGAACAGCUUUAUAACAACGCCUGUGGCCUGAUUGCGGCCAAAGAGUACGCAGAAGCUUUGAACGUUUUAGGUGAAGCUGAGGUUAAGUACAAUUCAUCAAUUUCCAACCAGGAAGAUCACACUGAUGAUGAACUCACAACUAUAAAGUUGCAAAAAGCAUAUUGUUUGCACAUGCUGAAACAAGUUGAAGAAGCGUCGAAGAUAUAUGCCCUUAUUCUCGACCAAAAGCCGAAUGAUCCAACGCUCGUCGCCAUCGCUUCAAACAAUCUUGUGUGCAUUCGGAGAGACCAGAACUUGUUUGACUCGCGUAAAAAGCUGAAGCUCUGUCAGACGCACCAGUUGACGCAGAAGUUCACGACACGACAGAGAGCAUCCAUCUGCUUGAAUAACACGUUGCUAAUGUACUUCAGCAAUCAGGUACAUCUGUGUUCAUGGAAGAUUCUCUUCAGCAGCGGCUUCAUCGUGACAGCUAAACGUGAAAUGAAGCAUUUGGUGGAUGUGGCGCAUAGCUGUCCGCAGAAGUAG
Messenger RNA from Soboliphyme baturini, 1074 nucleotides. The record is from the annotation of a GenBank genome assembly. NCBI's taxonomy places the organism in Eukaryota, Metazoa, Nematoda, Enoplea, Dioctophymatida, Soboliphymatidae.